Ziziphus jujuba (common jujube) is the source of this 2500-nucleotide messenger RNA. RefSeq names its product LIMR family protein At5g01460. The coding region runs from base 487 to 2016 and encodes 509 amino acids. Lineage: Eukaryota; Viridiplantae; Streptophyta; Magnoliopsida; Rosales; Rhamnaceae. The record is from RefSeq and is a predicted model, not a curated record. The transcript has 14 exons.
UUAUGUCACGCUUCGUUCGCCGCAGAGACGGAGCUUACGAGCCGUUCUUACAAAAUUUUCCAACUCAAAUGCUCUGUUUUUUUUUUGACAGCCUGUUCCAUGUUGGUCACGGCCGUAUUAUUCAAUUUACAACUAACUCCAACUCACUUCCAUCUCAAACCCUCACAAUCUCCUCGUCAUUCCAUCAUUUGGUUGAGGACAAUUUCGUAAUUCUACCUCCACACGUCAAACGCACUCUACAAACUACCUCACCGGAGCCGAGCCUCAAAGCCCCCCUUCCUUUUAUCACUUUCUCACCCAUAAACCUUCCAAAUUAACCAGAUCUACAAAAACAAACCCGUUGUUAGUAUUAUUUUUUUUUUGAAAUUUAUAAGAAAAAAAUUUGAAAAGGGAGAAAAGUAGGAAACCCUAGUUUUCUCGAUCCUUUUGGCGAUCUCUUCGAUUCGGUUUCGGUUCGAAUCGAGAACUUCAGGAAACACAACCGCGAUGGGCGAUUUCAAUCUAGCACUGGUAAUCGUAGCCAUAGUUGUGUGUAUCAUCGUCUUCCUCUUCAAUGUCUACCUUCUCGUCAACUAUCAGCACCCUGAUGACAAGAACCAGGCGUAUUUUCCCAAAUUCGUCGUCGUUUUGGGUCUCUCCGUCGCCGUCAUUUCCAUACUGAUGUUACCGGCCGACGUGGCGAAUCGGCAGGCUUGUCGCCACGCCAUAUACAAUGGCGCGUGCAGUCUCACCCUGCCGAUGAAGGAUCUGUGGCUCGCCGUGUACAUUGUCGAUGCCGUGCUCGUGUUCUUUGUUAUUCCCUUUGCUAUGUUCUACUACGAAGGGGACCAGGACAAGAGUAUUGCCAAACGGAUUAAAAGUGCAUUGUUGUGGGUAGGGACGACGGCCAUUGUUUGUGCUCUUGUGCUGGGCAUUUUAUACGGGCUGAUUGGAAAGGUGGACUUCACUGUCAGACACCUCUCUUCUACUACAACUUCCUUUCCUAGUUCAUGGCAGGAUUUCUCUAGUGGUCAGCAAUGUCUAAGUGGCUCUCACCAGUGUGCUGCGUAUUCUGCAAGUGCAUCCGCAGAGAAAACAUGGACUAUGCGUACAACCUUCCCGGAAUAUGUUGUUGCUCUUGCUACCAUUGUUGGAUCUGUGCUUUUUGCUAUAUUUGGAGGUGUUGGUAUUGCUUGUCUACCAUUGGGGCUCAUAUUUUCAUUCAUCCGGCGUCCAAAGGCUGUUAUUACUCGCUCUCAGUAUAUCAAGGAAGCAACUGAAUUGGGUAAGAAAGCAAGAGAACUGAAAAAGGCAACUGAUGCACUCCAUCAAGAAGAAAGAAGUGGCUCUAAGGGAAGAAAAUGGCGUAAAAAUGUGAAGGCAGUGGAGAAGGAGUUACUUCAGUUAGAAGAAGAUGUAAAGCUCCUAGAAGAGAUGUAUCCUCAAGGAGAGAAGGCUGAGACUUCUUGGGCUUUGACUGUUCUUGGGUACUUGGCAAAACUUGUGUUGGGUAUUUUAGGGUUGAUUGUUUCCAUUGCUUGGGUUGCUCAUAUCAUCAUAUAUUUGUUGAUCGACCCUCCUCUUUCUUCUUUCUUGAAUGAGGUUUUCAUCAAGCUGGAUGACAUUUGGGGUCUUUUGGGCACGGUAGCAUUUGCCUUCUUCUGCUUCUACCUCCUGCUUGCAGUCAUUGCAGGGGCAAUGAUGCUUGGCCUAAGACUAGUUUUCAUUACUAUUCAUCCCAUGAAGUGGGGGGCGACUCUUAUGAACUCAUUUUUGUUUAAUGUGGGACUUAUUCUGCUUUGCUCCAUCAGUGUUAUCCAGUUCUGCUCCACGGCAUUUGCAUACUAUGCUCAGGCAACUGCAGCCCAGGAAAUUUUUGGUCACACAUUGGAAUCUCUUCGUGGAAUUAAAUAUUUAUACAAGUACAAUGUGUUUCAAAUUGCAUUUGUUGUUCUAGCAGGAUUGACCUUAGUGUAUUAUUCUAUAUUUGGAUGGAGAAGAAGAAAACCUAGCGGCAGGUUCCAACUUUCCUCUUAAGGAAUGUUUGCCUGGAACAGCAUGCACACACCCACCCACCUGGAGCCAUUGGAAAUCUUAUAUUUAACAUAUCUUUUGGGAGUGACUUUUGUCGUUGGAUGUGUCUGGCCUGGUUUUGUUCUUGGUUGAAAAGUGUAGAGGAGAUAGGCGGAUACCAUCGGAGCCGACUAUGGGUUACUGCAGCGGGAAAAAUGCUGGUGAUGCCUCUGUUGUUUAUGCUUGUGUUUUUUCUACCACCCCCUCCUUUUGUAUGUAUUAUUCCUUUGAUUUUUGUUACACCUUUGACUUGGGCAUGUAACUGAGAUAUCCCCUGCACAUUGGGUUUUCUGGCAGGUAUCCUUCUUGUAAUAUAAACUUUUGAGAUUGAGAAAAAAAAAAAAAAAAAAAAGUUGUACGACUAACCAUUUGGUUUGAUGUAUUUGUGGGCUGCACAUGGAUCUCUAAAAGUAAAAAAUUCUCAUUAAAUAUAUCAUACUUUUUAUAA